Molecule: messenger RNA, 940 nt
Organism: Lycium barbarum (goji berry)
Lineage: Eukaryota; Viridiplantae; Streptophyta; Magnoliopsida; Solanales; Solanaceae
Exons: 3
Coding region: 1-603 (200 amino acids)
Cellular component (GO): nucleus
Source: RefSeq, a predicted model, not a curated record
AUGGUUAACUAUCCAAACCUUUCUGUAUUUGAUCCUGUUUCUAUUUUGUCCAGUGCUACUUCUGGAACAAAAAGGAGAGGCGGACCAGGCGGUCUAAACAAAGUCUGUGGUGUUUCACCUGAGCUUCAGGCCAUUGUUGGUCAACCCGCGAUGCCCAGGACAGAGUUGGCUGUGAAGCACCUGUGGGUGUACAUCAGGAAACACAACUUACAGGAUCCUGGUAACAAACGAGAGAUUAUCUGCAAUGAUGCUUUGCGAGCACUCUUUGAAACAGACUGCACUGAUAUGUUCAAGAUGAAUAAGAUGCUGGCUAAACAUAUUACGGCACUAGAUCCUUCAAAACAAGCUGAGCAAGCUAAAAGAUUGAAGGUUGAAGCUGAUUCUGUGGCUGCUAAGUUUGAACAACAUGGUUCAUCCACUGUUACAAUAUCUGAUGCGCUCGCCAAAUUUUAUGGAAGUGAAGAAAAGGAGAUACUCCAAACAGAGGCCACGAAACGUAUUUGGGAGUAUAUAAAGCUAAACCAACUUGAGAUAGAUGUCUAUAAUCUAUUUGUUUUCUUUUGGUUAUACAGAGGCGAUGUGUUUGUGUUUCUCUCCUCUUAGUUCCUUUCUAGUUUUCUACCUCCUUCCCAAGCAACAUAAUCACAUAUCUUUGCUUCUUUAGCAUAUCUUUUCUGCUUGCAGGAUCCUGUAAAUUCUAUGGUGAUUGUGUGUGACGCAAAGCUUCAAGAACUCCUACAAUGUGAAAGCAUUUCUGCUGCAGAAAUACCUGAAAUGCUGGCAUGUCGUCAUUUUGUCCAAUGACUAUACGUCUACGUCACUAUGAUAGGUAAAAAGAUCAUGUUACAUUAACCCCUUCAUACGCAGAAAGGCUAGUUUACCAUUUUGUCCUCGAGGGAGAUUGUGUCAAAUCAAGAAACAUAACAAAUAUUCCGUGAUG